ACUUUAUUUUUGACUAAUGUACUCGUAUCAAUAUAUAAUAAAUGAUUUUUUUUUUAAUGUUUAUUUUCUUAAGAAUUAAUAAUUAAUUUAAGGUUUGACACAGUGAUUAUUUACAGAUUUUAUUAAUUGUUAAAUAAAUUAUAAUUAUUAGAAAACAUUAAAUAAUGCAACGAGAAGAUAAACAAUUAGAAUUGGUGCUUGAAAAUUUUCAUAGUAAAUUAAAUGAGUUUAAAGCUCAAAUAUAUGCGUUAAUAUAUAAAUUAGAACAUGAACGUGAUAAUAUAAGUUGGACUAGUGUUCUAGACACUUUUGCAGUAUUUUCUACUCAAUACACUGCAAUUAUGAAAUAUCUUUCAUAUGAAAAACUUCCACAGCUUCGUAAUUAUACAAUUUUACCUUUGAUGUUAAAUCCUGAAAGAGAUGAAGACUUAGCACGUCUUACCGAAAAUCGAGUACCAGCUUUGUCACAUGAUAUUGUGCCAGAUUUUUUACGUACUAAAACUGAACCAGAAGUUGAACAUAAGCUUAUGCAGGUAGAACAUAAAGCUGGUGGAUUACAGAAUGAGACCGCUUUAAAACAGUUGACGGCAUUCAAUAAAGUUGUUAAUCAUGUACUUGACUUAGUGUCAAAGGCUAGAGAAGAAUGGGAAGUAGAAACUGGUGCAAGAGUUGGAGUUGGUCUAACUUCAUCUGUAGCUGAUUUGCAUACUUUAGUAUCAGCUGUUAGUAUGGGAAAAAAUCUUAAACCUAUGGUACCUCAAGUUUCCCCAGGUGGUAUGAUGGUUCCACCUUCAGGGAGACCGGUAACACCAGGAAUGGGUCCAAAUACACCACCAAUGGGUAUAAUGCCAAAGCCUCCUCCAGGAAUGAAAGCUAAUGUUAAAACUACAGGAGCACCACAUCAGUAUCGUUAAAAUAUUAUAUUUUUCAGAUAUUAAAAAGUGAAAUGUUUCAUUUGUUUAUAGUACAAUUAAUUUUUUUCUUAUUUCUUUUUUUUUUUUAAAUGGUGAUUCUUUUUUAUAUAUUGUUACUAUCAAUAUUGUGUAAAAAUAUAUUAGUUCUAAGAUACUCCUUUUUAAUUAGAAAUAUUAUAAUAUAUUUUAUCUUUCAAAUAACAAUAAUGUAAUAAAAUAUUUACUUUUACUUAUUUUAUUUAACUAAUUUGUAUUUUUAAUAAUAAAAAUGAAUAUAAUUUUUUUUUUUAAUUAAUACACUUGCUAUGGAAUCUGUAGAGAAGGCUAUUAU
Daktulosphaira vitifoliae (grape phylloxera) is the source of this 1245-nucleotide messenger RNA. It is a transcript of the gene MED8, whose product is annotated as mediator of RNA polymerase II transcription subunit 8. The transcript is spliced from 2 exons. Lineage: Eukaryota; Metazoa; Arthropoda; Insecta; Hemiptera; Phylloxeridae. Gene Ontology annotation, biological process: regulation of transcription by RNA polymerase II. The record is from RefSeq and is a predicted model, not a curated record. Gene Ontology annotation, molecular function: RNA polymerase II cis-regulatory region sequence-specific DNA binding; transcription coregulator activity. Gene Ontology annotation, cellular component: mediator complex; core mediator complex. The coding region runs from base 165 to 914 and encodes 249 amino acids.